Messenger RNA from Raphanus sativus (radish), 726 nucleotides. RefSeq lists its product as uncharacterized. The record is from RefSeq and is a predicted model, not a curated record. The transcript has 7 exons. Lineage: Eukaryota; Viridiplantae; Streptophyta; Magnoliopsida; Brassicales; Brassicaceae. Bases 69 to 614 code for a protein of 181 amino acids.
UGUUUAAAACAUUUUCUGUACUUUUUCUCUGGUCGGAAGAUAAAAGUGUUCUUUUUUUGUGUGUUGGAAUGGCGUCGCUGCAAAGCUCAGGGAUGUUGACGAAAGAGCAGAUGGUUUAUCUCUUUGAUCGAUUCGAUUACUUGACCUCGCAAUCUGAUGUGAAAAAAAGAAUCUCCGACGCCGUUGAGGAUAAACAGGAAGCUGUGGCUGUUACAACUGCAAUUCAAGAGGAGAUAUUCUUGGAGAUGGGAAUUGACCCAGGAUUUGGUAUUGGAUGCUUGGGAAAGCUGAACUCUGCGUUUGAAAACGAUAAAGAGUUGAUGAUUGGUUUCUACAAGUUUCUCGCUAAGGAGGAGAUGGCAUGUGAAGAAGCUGAGCUUGGACCAGAUUGUUUUCAACAGAAAAUGGAAGCACAACAGCAAUUACAUGAACAGCAACUGGAGAUGCUAAAGUAUAUGCGUAAGUUUCCUCUGGACGACCAAUCUGCUAUCCUUAAAAAGCUACAGAAGCAACUAGAGAAUGCGGAUUUUGAGCCUGAGGCAUCCCUUUUGUCAGGAGAGCAAUUGGAGGAAGCUGGAAGAAGAAGGGUUUCACCAGUUUUUGGAAGCAGAUGAUAGCUUUCUCGUUUCUCACAGGCCACUUCAAUUUGUAAACUGUCUCUUUCUCUUUUCACUUCCAUAUACUUAACCUUUUUAGAUGCAAAUGUAAGCAAAAAAUUUGGAUGAA